Messenger RNA from Equus caballus (horse), 10664 nucleotides. It is a transcript of the gene MAP1A, whose product is annotated as microtubule associated protein 1A. NCBI's taxonomy places the organism in Eukaryota, Metazoa, Chordata, Mammalia, Perissodactyla, Equidae. Gene Ontology annotation, molecular function: microtubule binding; actin binding. Gene Ontology annotation, cellular component: synapse; cytosol; microtubule. Gene Ontology annotation, biological process: dendrite development; microtubule cytoskeleton organization; axonogenesis. The record is from RefSeq and is a predicted model, not a curated record.
GCAGCGGACGCUGCCGGCCUAGCACUCCUACGGAGUUUCCAUGGAGACCGAGGCUGGGCCCGGGCGGCCUCGCGGCGUUGCCAUGGAGACAAGUCCCGGGCUGGGGCUCCGAAGCCCCGGCUCACCGCUAGCUCAGAACCCUGCGGAGCCGCUGUGUGAGGCCGGAGCUCCGGUGGCGGCGGCACGCUGGGACCUGCGGAAACACUCUUUGCUCAUCGUGAUCGGCGAUAUCGGUACAGAGAGUCAGCUGAGGGCCGUGAGGGCCCACCUUGAACAAGGGAUUCUCUCCUGGAACAUUGACUUAUCAUCCUUUGACUUGAACCAACAAUUGAGACUCUUCAUUACCCGGCACCUAGCUCACUUCUCCUCAGAGGUCAAAGGCCAGAGGACCCUCUGCCACCAGAGUGAGAUCCUAGAGACCAUCAUCCUGGUAAACCCCAGUGCCAACAGCAUCAGCUCUGAGGUUCACCGUCUCCUUAGCAGCCCAUCAGCUCACAAACUACUGAUCUUGAGUGGGCAAAGUUUAGAGCCUGGGGGAGAUCUCAUCCUACAGAGUGGCACCUACUCCUAUCAAAACUUUGCCCAGGUCCUUCACAAUCCAGAGAUUGCCCAAUUGCUCAGCAAUAGAGACCCUGGAAUCCAGGCCUUCCUCACUGUGUCCUGUUUAGGGGAGGGUGAUUGGAGCCACCUGGGACUAUCCAGUUCCCAAGAGACCCUACACCUCCGGCUAAACCCUGAGCCCACACUGCCCACCAUGGAUGGCGUGGCUGAGUUCUCCGAGUACGUCUCUGAGACCGUGGAUGUGCCGUCCCCCUUUGACCUGCUAGAGCCCCCCACCUCAGGGGGCUUCCUCAAGCUCUCUAAGCCUUGCUGCUACAUCUUCCCCGGUGGCCGUGGGGACUCUGCCCUCUUUGCCGUUAAUGGUUUCAACAUCCUGGUGGACGGUGGCUCUGAUCGCAAGUCCUGCUUCUGGAAGCUGGUACGGCACCUGGACCGCAUUGACUCAGUGCUGCUCACACACAUCGGGGCAGACAAUCUGCCAGGCAUCAAUGGACUCCUGCAGCGCAAAGUGGCAGAACUGGAGGAGGAGCAGUCCCAGGGCUCUAGCAGCUACAGCGACUGGGUGAAGAACCUCAUCUCCCCUGAGCUCGGAGUUGUCUUUUUCAACGUGCCUGAUAAGCUGCGGCUGCCUGAUGCCUCCCGGAAGGCUAAGCGCAGCAUUGAGGAGGCCUGCCUCACGCUGCAGCACCUAAACCGUCUGGGCAUCCAAGCCGAGCCUCUGUACCGUGUGGUCAGCAACACCAUUGAGCCGCUGACCCUCUUCCACAAGAUGGGUGUGGGCCGGCUGGACAUGUACGUCCUCAACCCUGUCAAGGACAGCAAGGAGAUGCAGUUCCUCAUGCAAAAGUGGGCAGGCAAUAGUAAAGCUAAGACAGGCAUUGUGCUGGCUAAUGGGAAGGAGGCUGAGAUCUCGGUGCCCUACCUGACAUCUAUCACUGCUCUGGUGGUCUGGCUACCAGCCAACCCCACUGAGAAGAUUGUGCGUGUGCUUUUUCCAGGGAAUGCUCCCCAGAACAAGAUCUUGGAGGGCCUGGAAAAGCUUCGGCACCUGGACUUCCUGCGCUACCCUGUGGCCACACAGAAGGACCUUGCUGCUGGGGCUGUGCCUGCUAACCUCAAACCUAGCAAAAUCAAACAGCGGGCUGACAGCAAGGAGAGCCUCAAGGCCACAACCAAGACAGCUGUGAGUAAGCUGGCCAAACGGGAGGAGCUGGCUGAAGAGGGAGCCAAGGAGGCCCGCUCAGAACUGGCCAAAGAGUUAGCUAAGACAGAGAAGAAGGUAAAAGAGUCAUCUGAGAAGCCUGCAGAGAAGCCUGCCAAGCCUGAGAGGGUGCGGACAGAGUCGAGUGAGGCAUUGAAGGCAGAGAAGCGAAAGCUGAUCAAAGACAAGGUGGGGAAGAAGCACCUGAAAGAAAAGAUAUCAAAGCUGGAAGAGAAAAAAGACAAAGAGAAAAAAGAGAUCAAGAAGGAGAAGAAGGAGCUCAAGAAAGAUGAAGGAAGGAAGGAGGAGAAGAAGGAUGCCAAGAAGGAGGAGAAGAGGAAAGAUACCAAACUUGAGGUCAAGAAGAUUUCUAAGUCAGACCUGAAGCCCUUUACCCCUGAGGUACGUAAGACACUCUACAAAGCCAAGGCCCCUGGCAGAGUCAAGAUGGACAAGAGCCGGGCUGCCCGUGGGGAGAAGGAGCUGUCCUCUGAGCCCCGGACACCACCAGCCCAGAAGGGAGCUGUACCAGUCCCAACAGUCAGUGAGCACAGGGAGCUGGCCCUGUCUUCACCAGAGGAUCUCACACAGGACUUUGAGGACAUGAAGCGUGAGGAGAGGGAGUUACUAGCUGAACAAAGGGACAUAGGACUAGGAGAGAAACCACUCCCUCCAGACACUAUGGAGGAGGGACUCCCAAGCAUAGCUGCCCAGGGGACGCCACUCUCUGUCCCAGGGCUGGAACAAGAAGAGCCUGUGGUGAAGGAGAAAGAGGCUGUUCCAGACAUCCUUGAGGAACAAGGCAGCAAGGACAGAGGCCCAGACUCUGGGGCAGAAACAGAGGAAGAGAAAGAUACCUGGGAGCAAAAGAAGCAGAGGGAAGCAGAGAGGCUUCCCGAUAGAACAGAAGACAGAGACGAAAGUGAACCUGAGGUAAAGGAGGAUGUGAUAGAGAAGGCUGAGUUAGAAGAAAUGGAGGAGUUACACCCUUCAGAUGAGGAAGAGGAAGAGACAAAGGCUGAGAGUUUUUACCACAAACAUAUGCAGGAAACCUUGAAGGUAACUCCACAGGGCAAGGAGGCUCUUGGAGGCCGGGAUCUGGGACUCCAAGGCAAGGCCCCAGAGAAGGAGACUUCGUCAUUCCUAAGCAGCCUGGCCACACCUGCAGGAGCCACUGAACAUGUCUCUUACAUCCAGGAUGAAACAAUCCCUGGCUACUCAGAGACCGAGCAGACUAUCUCAGAUGAAGAGAUCCAUGAUGAGCCAGAGGACCGCCCAGCUCCACCGAGAUUUCCUACAAGUACAUAUGACCUCCCUGGGCCUGAAGGUCCUAGCCCCUUUGAGGCUAGCCAGCCUCCAGACAGUGCUAUUCCUGCCACCUCCAGCAAAGGCUAUGGAGCACCAGAAACUGAACUUACCUACCCCCCAAACAUGGUGGCCGCUCCUUUGGCUGAAGAAGAGCACGUGUCCUCAGCCACCUCAAUCACUGAGUGUGACAAGCUUUCUUCCUUUGCCACAUCUGUGGCUGAGGACCAAUCUGUGGCUUCACUCACAGCUCCCCAGACAGAGGAGACAGGCAAGAGCUCACUGCUACUUGACACAGUCACAAGCAUCCCCUCCUCCCGCACUGAAGCCACUCAAGGCUUGGACUAUGUGCCAUCAGCUGGUACCAUCUCACCCACCUCCUCACUGGAAGAAGACAAGGGCUUCAAAUCACCACCCUGUGAGGAUUUCUCUGUGACUGGGGAAUUGGAGAAGAAAGGAGAGAUUGCAGGGAAAGGCUUACCUGGAGAGAGAGCCGUGGAAGAGGAAGAGGAGGAGACUGCAAAUGUAGAGAUGUCUGAGAAACUUCACAGUCAAUAUGGAACCCCGAUGUUUGGUGUCCCUGGGCACACCCUACAUCCAGGGGAACCAGCCUUCGGAGAAGUGGAGGAGCGCUGCCUCAGCCCAGAUGACAGCACAGUAAAGAUGGCCUCUCCUCCACCAUCUGGCCCACCCAGUGCCACCCAUACACCCUUUCAUCAGUCUCCAGUGGAAGAAAAGUCUGAGCCCCAAGACUUUCAGGAAGCAGGCUCCUGGGAAGACACUAAGCAUACACCAAGUGUGGGCAGAGAAGAUGCUGCAGAGGAGACAGUCAAGCCAGGGCCUGAAGAGGGCACACUAGGGGAGAAGGCAAAGGUCUCUCCUCCCAGGAGUCCCCUGGCCCAGGAAUCACCCAUCAAUAUUGCUGAGGGACAUAUAGGCUGCACCAUCCAACUGUUGCCAGAACAGGACAAAGCAAUAGUCUUUGAGACUGUGGAGGCAGGAGAAUCCACAGGCCCAAUCCUGGGAUCAGAAGCCCUCCCCAGAGAUUUGAGAACAUCACUCCAAGAACCUGGCGAACCUCAGAAAGAUGAGGUGCUCCAAUUUCCUGACCGAGGCAUCUCCCCUGAAGAUGCAGAGUCUCUCUCUGUCCUCAGCGUGGUCUCCCCAGACAUCGCCAACCAAGAAGCCAUCCCCAAGUCUACCUGUGGCCUGACAGAACCACAGCUACACAAAGACCUUUGGCCAGAAGUAUCUCCAGAAGAUACCCGGUCACUUUCUCUGUCAGAAGAGAGUCCCAGCAAGGAGACCUCUCUGGAUAUCUCUUCUAAGCAGCUGUCUCCAGAAAACCUUGGCACCCUCCAGUUUGGGGAACUAAGCCUUGGAAAGGAAGAAAAGGGGCCUCUGAUGCAGACUGAGGACACCUUUCACCACCUAGCCCCUGCAUCUAUUCCAGAACCCCAUGCAGGCACAGUGUCACCUCCCACAAUGGGGACCACAGGAUACUCUGCACAGGCAGACAUCACAGAUGAGAGCCCUGAAGGAAAAUUACCUGCCAGCUCCUUCUCUCACUAUACACUGUUGGGAGAUGGGAAGCACUCACCUGGAGGGAUGACAAGCCCUGGUGAACACAUUCUAACACCUGAUAGCUCCCUCACCAAGAGUCCCGAGUCUUUGCCAAGCCCUGCCAUGGAGGACAUUGCCAUGGAGUGGGAAGGUAAAGUUCCAGAGUUGAAAGACAGAACACCAGAGCAGGACAAGGGACUUGAGGCAAAGGAUGAAGUCCUACAGCAGAAGGAUGAAACUCUGGAGCAGAAGGAUAUUGUCAUAGAGCAGAAGGAUACAGGCAUUGAUCAGAAGGAUGAGGCUCUGGAAGAAAAGAACAAGGCUGUGGAACAGCAGGAUAAGGCUUUAGAACAAAAACGCAGAGACUUAGAACAAAGGGACACAGCCCUGGAACAGAAGGACAAGGCCCUGGAACCACAAGACAAAGACUUAGAACCAAAAGACAGAGACUUAGAGCCAAAAGACAAAGACUUAGAACCAAAAGACAGAGACUUAGAGCCAAAAGACAAAGACUUAGAACCAAAAGACAGAGACUUAGAGCCAAAAGACAAAGACUUAGAACAAAAAGACAGAGACUUAGAACAAAAAGAUAAGGACCUGGAACAGGAGGACAAGGUUCCAGAAGAGAAAGAUGAAACCUUAGAACAAAAAAUCAGAGAUUUUGAACAUAAAGACAAGGUUCCAGAGGACCAGGUCCCUGAACUGAAGGGCAAACUCCUAGAACAGACAGACAAAGCCCCUGAACAGAAGGACAAGGCCGAGGAACAAAAAGACAUGGACUUAGAACAAAAAGGCAAGGCCCUGGAACAGAAGGACAAGGUCUUGGAAAAGAAGGAUCAGGCCUUAGAACAAAAAUAUUGGGCCUUAGGACAGAAGGAUGAAGCCCUGGAACAAAACAAUAAGUCUGUUAAACAGAAAGAUAAGGUUCUUGAAGAAAAAACUCAGGAGCAGGAGAGCCUAGUACAGGAGGAUAAAACCAUGAAACCAAAGAAGAUCCUAGAGGAAAAACCUCCAGAAAAAGUCGAGGCUGUGGAACAGAAGGAAGAAGCUCUGCCAGAGAAGACUAAAGCUCUGGGACUAGAAGAGAGCCCAGUGCAGGAGGACAAGGCCCAGGAGCAGGAAGAGAAGACCUGGAAGGAGCAGGAUGUGGUCCAGGAGUGGAGAGAAACAUCUCCAACCAGAGAGGAGCCAUUUGGAAAACAGAAAGAGCCUGCCCGGACAUGGGAGGACACAUCUCCUGAGCAGGAGGACAGGUACUGGAGGGGCAGAGAGGAUGUAGCCCUGGAACAGGACACAUACUGGAGGGAGCUGAGCUGUGAGCGGAAGGUUUGGUUCCCUCAUGAGCUAGAUGGCCAGGGGGCCCGGCCACGGUACACAGAAGAGGGGGAGAGCACUUUCCUCGAUGAGGGACCAGAUGAUGAGCGUAAAGUGCCCCCCUUGGAGCACACACCCCAGAGUCCCUGGGCCUCAGACUUCAAGGGUUUCCAGGAGCCCUCCCCACAGAAGGGGCUGGAGGUGGAACGCUGGCUUGCUGAGUCACCAGUUGGGCUGCCACCAGAGGAAGAGGACAAGCUGACCCGCUCCCCUUUUGAGAUUCUUUCUCCGCCAUCCUCUCCACCUGAGAUGGCUAGACAGAGGGUUCCUCCAGCCCCAGGAGAAGAGAGCCCUAUCUCAGAGCCUAAGCCCAUGCUACCUAUGAGGAAUGAACCCACCACCCCCUCCUGGCUGGCUGACAUCCCACCAUGGGUGCCCAAGGACAGGGCCCUGCCCCCUGCACCCCUCUCUCCAGCUCCAGCUCCCCCCACGCCUGCUCCAGAGCCACACACUCCUGUGCCCUUCUCCUGGGGCACAGCUGAGUAUGACAGUGUGGUGGCUGCAGUGCAGGAGGGGGCAGCUGAGUUAGAAGGUGGGCCAUACUCCCCCCUGGGGAAGGACUACCGCAAAGCUGAAGGUGAAAGGGAAGAAGAAGGUGGGGCUGGGGCUCCUGACAGUAGCCCCUGCAGCUCAAAGGUCCCAGAGGCCAGCGAGAGCCAUGGUACCAAGGAACCCGAGCAGACAGAGCCAGAACAGAGAGAGCCCACACCCUAUCCUGAUGAGAGAAGUUUUCAGUACGCAGACAUCUAUGAGCAGAUGAUGCUUACUGGGCUUGGCCCUGCGUGCCCCACUAGGGAGCCUCCACUUGGAGCAGCUGGGGAUUGGCCCCCACGCAUCUCAACCAAGGAGGAGGCUGCUGGCCGAAACACAUCUGCAGAGAAGGAGCUUUCAUCUCCUGUCUCACCCAAGACUCUCCAAUUCGACACUCCAACCUUCAGCUAUGCAGCCCUGGCGGGACCCACUGUACCUGCCAGGCAGGAGCCUGAGCCAAGGCCAAGUGUGGAGCCCAGCCUCAUCCCACCUGCAGUACCCCCCCGUGUUCCUAUCCCCUUGAGCAAAGGCCCAAGCCCCCCUCUUAAUGGCAACAUCCUGAGCUGUAGCCCAGAUAGGAGAACUCCAUCCCCUAAGGAAUCAGGCCGAGGUCACUGGGAUGACAGUACUAGUGACUCAGAGCUGGAGAAGGGGGCUCGGGAACAGCCAGAGAAAGAGACCCAGUCCCCAAGUCCUCCUCACCCCAUCACUGCGGGGCCUCCCACAUUGUGGCCUGAAAGUGAGGCACAUACUAGCCCUUCCUCCGACUCACAAUUGGGUCCUGCCCGACCCAGCCUGGACUUCCCUGCUUCAGCCUUUGGCUUCUCUUCAUUGCAGCCAGCUCCUCCACAGCUGCCCUCUCCAGCUGAACCGCGCUCGGCACCCUGUGGCUCCCUUGCCUUCUCUGGGGACCGAGCUCUUGCUCUGGCUCCAGGGCCCCCCACCAGAGCCCGGCAUGAUGAGUACCUAGAAGUGACCAAGGCCCCCAGCCUGGACUCCUCACUGCCCCAGCUCCCAUCACCUGGCUCUCCUGGGGCCCCUCUCCUCUCCAAUCUUCCACGACCUGCCUCACCAGUCCUGUCUGAAGGCUCCUCCUCUGAGGCCACCACACCUGUGAUUUCAAGUGUGGCUGAGCGCUUUCCUCCUGGCCUGGAGGCUGCGGAACAGGGAUCUGUAGAGCUGGUCCCAGGAAUAGAACCAGCUGCCCACAGCCUCUGGGACCUCACUCCUCUGAGCCUUGCACCUCCAGCUUCACUGGACUUGGCUCCAGCUCCAGCUCCAAGCCUGCCUGGAGACAUGGAUGAUGGCACCCUGCCCUGCCGCCUGGAGUGCUCAGGGGCAACCACCAAGAAGCCAAGCUCCUUCCAGGGUCCCUCUGGGGAUUGUGCCACCAAUGGCCCAACUGAAACCAGCCCCAACCCCCCAGGCCCUGCCCUAACCAAGGCUGAGAAAGAAGAGGCCGAGGUCUGCCCUGCCUGGGAACGUGGGGCCUGGCCUGAGGGAGCUGACAGGAGCUCCCAGCCUGACACGCAACUUUCCUCUGAGCAGCCCCUGUGCCCUGGAGGGGCCUCUGGAGGCCAACCUAGAAGUACCUCCCCUGAGACUGAGGCUGGGCCCCAAGGAUGUGCUGCUGAGCCCCGGCCCCACCGCGGGGAGCUCUCCCCAUCCUUCUUGAACCCACCUCUGCCCCACUCCACUGAUGACAGUGACCGCUCAACUGAGGAAGCUCGGCUGGUAGGGAGAGGGGGACGGCGCCGGAUGGGGGGCCCAGGGGCCACGGGGGGCCCAUGCCCUGUGGCAGAUGAGACACCCCCAACGUCAGCCAGUGACUCAGGCUCCUCACAGUCAGAUUCUGACGUUCCACCAGAAACUGAGGAGUGUCCAUCUAUCACAGCUGAGGCAGCCCUUGACUCAGAUGAAGAUGGGGACUUCCUGCCUGUGGACAAAGCUGGGGGGAUCAGUGGAACUCACCAUCCCAGGCCUGGCCAUGACCCACCCCCUAUCCCCCAGCCAGACCCCCACCCAUCCCCUCCCCGCCCUGAUGUGUGCAUGGCUGACCCCGAGGGGCUCAGUUCAGAGUCUGGAAGGGUAGAGAGGCUACGAGAAAAGGAGAAGGCACAGGGGAGAGUAGGGCGCAGGGCCCCAGGCAGGGCCAAACCAGCGUCUCCUGCACGGCGUCUGGAUCUUCGGGGAAAACGCUCACCUACCCCUGGUAAAGGGCCUGCAGAUCGAGCAUCCCGGGUUCCACCCCGACCACGCAGCACUCCAAGCCAGGUUACCCCAGCAGAGGAAAAGGAUGGACACAGCCCCAUGUCCAAAGGCCUAGUCAAUGGACUCAAGGCAGGACCAACGGCCUUGGGUUCCAAAGGUGGCUCUGGCCUCCCUGUAUAUGUGGAUCUCGCCUAUAUCCCGAAUCAUUGCAGUGGCAAGACUGCUGAUCUUGACUUCUUCCGUCGAGUGCGUGCAUCCUACUAUGUGGUCAGUGGCAAUGACCCUACCAAUGGCGAGCCGAGUCGGGCUGUGCUGGAUGCCCUGCUGGAGGGCAAGGCCCAGUGGGGGGAGAAUCUUCAGGUGACUUUGAUCCCUACUCAUGACACAGAGGUGACUCGUGAGUGGUACCAGCAGACUCAUGAGCAGCAGCAACAACUGAAUGUCCUGGUCCUGGCUAGCAGCAGCACCGUGGUCAUGCAGGAUGAGUCCUUCCCAGCCUGCAAGAUUGAGUUCUGAAAGAACCACUCUCCCUUCCCCAAGGAUCUGCUCCCCCAGCUCCCUUAGAGAAUGGCUACUGCUGAGUCCUUUGGGGUCGAGGGACAUGGGAACUGAGGGGAUGGGGGACAGGAUGUUUUGUGGGGACUUGGGAUGGACUAAAUGAGAGGGGUUGUCCCUCCCUCUCAUCCCUAUCCUAGAGGAGUCUCAAAACCAAAGGUAACAGGGAUAGGAUAGGGGGAAAGUACAAAAUUAGGAUAGGAGGUCAUCUGAUGCCUAAGGACCCUGAAGUGACACCCUCUCCUAGCACUGCCAAGUGCUGGUAUUGGGUGGGGAGUGAGGAUGGGUGUCAGAGAGCAACCUCCUCCCUCAUGGAGGGAGAUCAUAUCCCCAACCCCAGGGAUCUCUUUCUCUCUAUUUAUUUAGCAUCCCAAGGAAGGAUUCCAAUUGUAAUUUAUGUGACCUGGGGGCAGGAUACUGUCAGUGAGGUGCCCAGAGCUGCACCCUUUCUUCCAUCUCCCAUCCCCUUACCCACCAGGGUCUAGGUUCCCGCAGGGGUCUAGGGGUACACCGCUGCUACACUGUCCCACUGCUUCCCUCUGUAUCUGAAUGUCUCAAUCCAAAACUUGAAGCUGUUUUGACCCACGGACUGGUGAGAGAAGAAAGGAGCUUAUCCUCCCAGCCCUUGCUUCAUACCAUUCACAUCCCAGAGCUGUGCCCAAACCAGGCCUACUGGGCAGCACAAGGGGCAAAAAGAGCCCAGCCCCAAUCACACAAUUCUUCCAAGUUCCCUGACCUUAUGAAGUUUUCACCCACCCAGUCCCAUUAUCCUGAUCCCUUCUCAUCCCCUGCUUGGCUUCUCUGCAUGUGGUCAUCUGCUGUGGCCUGGUGUGUAAUGGGUUAAGAAUAAGCCACUGCCUGACAUCCCAACAUGUGACACCCCAGCAAUGUGUGACUCCCCCAACAUUCCACUAUGCCAUCCUGCAGCUAAAAUGGGAAUACUGGCUGCCUUUCCAGCCUCAAACUCUUGGACAGAGGAUCUGGGAGAUGGAGGCCAUGCCAGAGGACUUGGGGAAAAUGAGAGGGAGGAAGGAAAGAGGGAGAGGAAGCUGAGCUAAAGCCUAACUCCUACUGAGUGAGAUGAAAACAGGCCAACAAUACCACCCCAGGAGAGGACCUCGCCCCAAGCAAGCCAAUGAGCAGCCCUGCUAGACUACUGCCGGACUGAGAUCCAGACGCUCGUCAGGGCUCGGCUUCUCUGCCAAAUGACUGUGUGGAAACCAAAAUGAGCCGGCCUGUGUUCUUCCUAGUUCCCACCCUCCCUGUGCUGCUGUGCUCUGCUCCUCCCCACACUUCCCUGCUAUAGUUCCCAGCUGCUGUAACAGAGCCUCCAACUCUAACAAUAAAUGAAGUUCAUUACAGA